Molecule: messenger RNA, 915 nt
Organism: Fomitiporia mediterranea MF3/22
Lineage: Eukaryota; Fungi; Basidiomycota; Agaricomycetes; Hymenochaetales; Hymenochaetaceae
Product: alpha/beta-hydrolase
Exons: 3
Coding region: 1-915 (304 amino acids)
Source: RefSeq, a predicted model, not a curated record
AUGUCGCAGUUUCCUCCUAGCUCGAAAAUACUUGUAUCCUCCGAUGGAACAAAGAUCUAUGCAGAUGCUUCUGGAGAUCCGAGCAAGCCGAGUAUCAUCUUCGUCCAUGGACAAGGGCUGAGCGGUGCUGUAUUUGACAAGAUUUUCUCGGAAAAGCGGUACACAGAGCAUUUUUAUCUGGUCCGAUAUGAUAUGAGAGCGCACGGACGGAGCGACAAACCAACUACAGAGGAAGGUUACACUUCAAACCUCUUCGCGGACGACUUUGCAGCCGUCAUGAAAGCAUUCAACCUUUCGUCUGUCCCUGCAGCGGCCAUUUGUGUUGACAUAGCCGCUAACUUCUCCGAAAACCCUCUGGCCGGUGUUGUCUACCUCUCCGGGCUGCCCUACGUCGGCCCGAUUAUCCAAAAAGUCGCAACUCCCGAAGUACUCGGCAUGGUCCCGGGCCUCACAUCCGAAGACUCCAUUGCAACAGCUCUCUCCACAACGCGUGCGUUUGUCGAUUCGCUUUUCCUAGAUGCUGCGAAAACUCCAUGGGAACUACAAGUCUUGUGGUUCGGCAUGACCGGGAUACAACGUCCUUUACACCGCCAACUCUCAUUAACCCGUCAACAAGACCCAUCACGAUUUUUUGAACUCGGAAAACAGGGUCUCCCGCUUGUCGUCCUUGGCGGAAAGCACGAUAGGCAAAUAAUGAGCAACGUCGUCGCUGAUGAGAUGCGACCAUAUUUCAAGAAUAUUGAAGUUCAUUUAAUUGAGAAGGGUGGAAGCCAUGCAGUUUUUUUCGAGAACCAAGAUGAAACAAUGGAUAAGAUUAUAGACUUCACCCGGAGAGUCAUUGGCCACGGAAAUGUAUGUAAAUUUAACUUAAGCCUCUGUAGAGAUUCAACCUCGUUGAUCCUUUUUUUUUCCUAG